AAGGAAUGGUCUGGUGCGGUGAGGUAUAAAUGUAGUCUCCAUCGAGGGUUUAAUUAGGGCUUAUGCAUUACAGACGGGUAAAUCCCAAUUCCAAAUCCAACUAUUGGUACUCAAAGGAAGUACUUGUGGAGCUAAGUACUUCUCAUCUUUUGUAGUAAAAUCAAAUGUCCACCGCUCUCUAUCCUCUAACCGGCAUGUCGUCGGAGCCGCUCUCCGCCUCUGGCCGGAGUUCCGAGAAGGUGAGCCUUCCUGCGCUACAAUCCAAAAUGAAAAUCGAUCCGCAAGGUUAUGAGACUGAACUUGGCCUCCUCUACAGCCAAUUCAACUCAGCUCUCGAGCUAUUUCAACAGCAAGCAGCUCUCAACUUCAUUUCAAUCUCCUCGUCUGGUGUUUGUGCUGACCCCACCAUCGCCAAGGACCUUGGGGAUCGAGCAAUGUUUUUGGCUCAUGUGACGCCGUUUUACCCCAAGCAAUUGGCCCAUUUCCCGAGUCAACUCGUCGAGUUUCUCAAAUCUUCUGCACGUUCCCUACCCUCGGGUCUGAGGUGUCAUGUUACUCAAGCUUUGAUUCUUUUACUUAAUCGAAAGAUGGUUGAUAUCAGUGAAACACUUGCAUUGUUCAUGGAGCUUCAAACUCUGGGAGAUAGGAAUUUGAGAAAAUUGGCAUUCUCUCAUGUUGUUCAUAGCAUUAGACGCAUGAAUAAGAAGCACAAAAAUGAAGCUAAGAAUCGGGUGCUUCAGAAUAUCUUGUUUGCAAUGCUACAGCAAGAGGAUGAGGCAAGAGCUAAGAGAUCUCUUAUCACACUAUGUGAGUUUCACCGGAGAAAGGUGUGGUUCGAUGACAGAACAGCAAAUGCUAUUUGUAUGGCAUGUUUUCAUUCAUCAUCUAGGAUCAUGAUUGCUGCCCUAUCAUUUCUUCUAGAUUACGAGAAGAUUGAGGGUGACGAUAGUGAUGAUAGUGAUGCUGCAAGCAGUGAUGAUGAUACAAAUCCUCAAAGUUCUCAAGCUGCCCUCAGUAAGGAGGCUAUUUAUAAGGCACAUCAUAAAGGCACAGUAUCCAGUAAAAAGAAAAAGAAAGCAAAACUGCAGCGUGCCAUCCGUAGCAUGAAAAGGCAGCAACGCCUGUCAUCAGAAAAAAGCAGUUCUAAUUAUUAUUCACCACUUAAUCAUCUUAAAGAUGCACAGGGAUUUGCUGAGAAGUUGUUUUCUCGCCUUCAGACUUGCAAUGAACGCUUUGAGGUUAAGAUGAUGAUGUUGAAAUUAGUUGCUCGAACUGUUGGACUGCACCGCUUGAUGUUGUUGAACUUUUACCCUUUUCUUCAGAAAUAUGUGCAGCCACAUCAACGUGAUAUCACAAAUUUACUUGCUGCUGCUGUCCAAUCAUGCCAUGAUAUGGUUCCUCCAGAUGCAGUUGAACCGCUAUUCAAACAAAUAGUAAAUCAAUUUGUACAUGAUCGAUCCCGUACAGAGGCUAUCGCUGUUGGAUUGAAUGUGAUAAGGGAAAUAUGUUUGCGUAUGCCUCUGUUGAUGACAGAAGAUUUGCUGCAAGAUCUUGUAUUGUAUAAAAAAUCACAUGAGAAGGCAGUUUCAGUUGCAGCUAGAUCACUAAUGACUUUAUUUAGAGAGGUCUGUCCCUCUCUAUUGGUUAAGAAGGAUCGAGGUCGUCCUAUUGAUCCAAAAGCAAAGCCAAAAGCAUAUGGAGAAGUCAAUGUUGUCAGCAAUAUACCUGAUCUCGAGUUAUUACAGGAUGAUGAGGAGGAGGAGGAGGAGGGGGAGGGGGAGGGGGAGUUAUUAGAGGAGGAUGAUGAUAAUGUUGAUAAACCCAGUGGAUUAAGUGAUGCUCAUGAUGACAUGGUUGCAAGCAGCGAUGAUGAAGAAAAUCAGAUGUACAGUGAUGAUUCUGGAAGUGGGGAUGGUGAUUUACAAGAGGACUCUGUCAAUGAAGAUGAUGAUAACAGUAUUGAUGAAAAUGACAGUGACCAAAGUGACAGUGAUGAGGAGGAGAUGGAAGAGGAUGAUGAUGCUGAGGCGCAUGAAACAGCUAAGGCUUCUCUUGCAGGUGAUUACUAUAAUACCAGGGACAUGAAAGAAGACAACGAAUCUAAGCCCAGUAAGAGAAAGUUUUCUGAUUUUGAUGGAAAACUUAUUGCCGCCGACACUAGUCUUAGGGCUCUAAAACGAUUGGCUGAAGAGAAGUUGAAUCAAACCUCUUUAGACUCAACUGAUGGCAUUCUUUCUAAUGAAGACUUUCAAAGGAUAAAGGAACUGAAGGCAAAGAAGGAAGCUAAAAUUGCUUUAGCUCGGCAAGGAUUUAAAGUUGCAAGUUCUGAUCAACUGAGUGUUAAGCGACUGGAUCCUGCAAAGCUUGAAGCUCAUGUGAAGAAGAAGAUGAGCAAGGAAGAAAGAUUGGCAUUAGUGAGAGCUGGGAGAGAGGCUACAGGGAAGUACCAGGCUAGAACUGCUAUUAAAAACAAAAAGACUGGUGGUAAAAGUAAUAGACAGAAGCAACAUGAGAAGGUUAUGCCCUUUGCUGCGAAAAAAGCCAGGGCAGCUAGAUCUCGGGAAGAGAAGAAGAGGAAACAGAGUCGCUCUGGCAAACAAUUUAGGGGGAAGAAAGCGUGGAAAUAAUCAGGAUCGUCAGCUUUCUGUUUUUUUUUUUUUUUUUUUUCUUUUUUUUUUAAAU
Jatropha curcas is the source of this 2682-nucleotide messenger RNA. NCBI's taxonomy places the organism in Eukaryota, Viridiplantae, Streptophyta, Magnoliopsida, Malpighiales, Euphorbiaceae. The record is from RefSeq and is a predicted model, not a curated record.